This is a messenger RNA of Manis javanica (Malayan pangolin), 6276 nucleotides long. It is a transcript of the gene LIMD1, whose product is annotated as LIM domain containing 1. The record is from RefSeq and is a predicted model, not a curated record. Gene Ontology annotation, biological process: response to hypoxia; negative regulation of hippo signaling; cytoskeleton organization. NCBI's taxonomy places the organism in Eukaryota, Metazoa, Chordata, Mammalia, Pholidota, Manidae. Gene Ontology annotation, molecular function: transcription corepressor activity. Gene Ontology annotation, cellular component: nucleus; adherens junction; P-body.
CCCCACUGGCCCGUGCGCCCCUGCCGCGCUUCCUUUCCGCGCCGGCCGGGACCACAGCUCGGCGGGCGUGCCGGGAGAGCCGCGGAGACCGAGUGUCCGGCCCCCGCGCCUUGGCUCUGGCCUCCGCGCUCUCCCGCGCCGGCGCCACCUCCGCCCCCCGCCGGCGGUUGCCGCUUUGUUGUGGGUUUCCAAGUUUGGUUGCUUGAGGAGUAUGUGAUUUUUUUUUCUGUUUUUCCUUUUGUGAUUUGAAAAAGAGAAAAGACCGCUCAGCGGGGCGCUGCCAACCGCCCCCACGUGGAUGCCUCCGAGGGAAGGGGAGUUGCAACAAACUUUGUCCAGCUGGCCUUGAGGACUCGGCUCUGGCCGCCUGGGGUCAUGCCUCUCACGCCGGGCAGGUGGAAGGCUUUACCCGUCCUGGGCUGGACUUGAGCCGCGCCCUCCGCCGGCAUCUCGCCGCCGACCCCCGCCGCACACGCGCCCGGCGCCUGGGGCCGGCCCUGACUGCGUUCCGCGGCAUGGAUAAGUACGAUGACCUGGGCCUGGAGGCCAGUAAGUUCAUUGAGGACCUGAACAUGUACGAGGCCUCCAAGGAUGGACUGUUUCGGGUGGACAAGGGCGCAGGCAACAACCCAGAGUUUGAGGAAACCCGCAGAGUGUUUGCCAACAAGAUGGCCAGAAUCCACCUCCAGCAGCAGCAACAGCUAUUGCAGGAGGAGACCCCGCCCCGGGGGAGCAGAGGUCCGGUUGACGGUGGGGGCCGCCUGGGCUCACAGGCCCACCGGGAGGCUGCCGUGGGUGGUGCGGCCAAGCCCCCUCUUGCUGCCUCGACAGUGGGUUCUGGGACAGCCCCCAGCAUCGCUGCUGGGCAGCCCGUGUACCCACCCCAGGAGCAGCGGGCCAGGCCGUAUGUCCGAGGCAUGAAGCACGGCAGCCAAGACUGUGGUUCCGAGGAGAGCCCAGCAAGUUCUGCAAUGUCUGCCUUCCACAGGCUGGGCACCUGUGAAGAUCCUUCCUGCCUCACCCACGGAGACUAUUAUGACAAUCUCUCGUUAGUGAGCCCGAAGUGGGAUGAUGAACCAGGUGCGUCCCCCGACAUCAGCCUAGAGGUAGGGAAGGGGCGGCCUGGUACCCCAGGGAGUGACCCACCACUGCUCAGAGCCUCCAGGGACCAUCAGUUGUACCAGCCACAGCUCUCCUCAAGCUCCAGCAAGUCAGUUGAGAGCAGACAGGAUGGUGGUGGUGGUGGUCGUCGUCGCAGUGAGAAGCCAGCGGGUCUUUGGGCCACAGCCUCCUCCCAGCGUGUGAGCCCUGGCCUUCCUUCCCCAAGCCCGGAGAAUGGGGCCCUCUUGGGGCCCUCUCAGCCCAGGACCCCUUUCUUAGCACCCCUGGCUCUGUGCUGCCCCAGUCAAGGAGCUGUUGCAAGAACAGACCCAGGGGUAGGGAGUGAGGUUUCAGGGGUGGUGCCCAAACCCACUGUGGAUCCUCAGCCCUGGUUCCAGGAUGGGCCCACAUCCUACCUUUCUCGUUCUGCUCCACCGUCCUCCCCAGCCAGCACAGAUAGUUUGCAGCUGGGGGCAGCCCCUGGGCCGGGCCUCAAGCCUGUCUGCACGGACCCUGGCGUUGGUCCCAAACUCAGCCCCACCAGCCUUAUCCAUCCAGCAGUGUCCACCCCACUUGAGUUAUCAUGUAAAGAAGGACCCACUGGCUGGUCCCCUGAUGGCAGCUUGGGGCCUGUGCUCCUGGAGAGCCCCCCCAGGGUGAGGCUGCCCUGCCAGACCCUCAUCUCGGACCCUGCCCUUGGACCCUCAGCAGCGGAACUGAAAUUAGAAGCUCUUACCCAACGUCUGGAGCGUGAGAUGGAUGCUCACCCGAAGGCCGAUUACUUUGGAGCCUGUGUGAAAUGCAGCAAAGGGGUGUUUGGGGCCGGCCAGGCCUGCCAGGCCAUGGGGAGCCUCUACCACGACACGUGCUUCACCUGUGCAGCCUGCAGCCGGAAGCUGAGAGGAAAAGCCUUUUAUUUUGUCAAUGGCAAAGUGUUUUGUGAGGAAGACUUCCUGUACUCUGGUUUCCAGCAGUCUGCUGACAGGUGUUUUCUUUGUGGACAUCUGAUCAUGGACAUGAUCCUGCAGGCCCUGGGAAAGUCCUACCACCCUGGCUGUUUCCGCUGUGUCAUCUGUAAUGAGUGUUUGGAUGGGGUGCCCUUCACUGUGGAUUCAGAGAACAAGAUCUACUGUGUCCGUGAUUACCACAAGGUGUUGGCCCCCAAGUGUGCAGCCUGUGGGCUUCCCAUCCUUCCACCUGAGGGCUCAGAUGAGACCAUCCGAGUUGUGUCCAUGGACAGAGACUACCACGUGGAGUGUUACCACUGUGAGGACUGUGGUCUGGAGCUCAAUGAUGAAGACGGUCACCGCUGCUACCCCCUGGAAGACCACCUGUUCUGUCACUCCUGCCAUGUCAAGAGACUGGAGAAAAGCCCCUCGUCUGCAGCACUGCACCAGCACCACUUCUAGCUGGAGCGUCUUACAGACCUGGCAGGGAUGAGGAGCCAGAGUUGCAGGAUGUGAAGGCUGCCAGUUCAUUCCCGGGGCCUCAGGGGGGUGGGGAGGGAAGAGGUAGGCAGGCGACUUUCUGUGUGUGGGGAGGUGCCUUUCCUUUAACCCGGGAAGUGAACCCUACCUGUCUGCUAUGUGUACUUUCCAAGUGGCCUUUCUCCAGUGCCACACCUUCAUCAGAUUACUCAGGAGAACACUCCAGCAAGUGUGUGGAGUGUGACAGAUUGCAUCCGUGCAAUUGAAUGAAUGCUCCAGUCCCGUCUGGGAACGGUACAUGCUUCAGAGGGAAGGUUUAUGCUGAGUGGAUUUCACAGUGUCGUCUGAAGGGAGUUUUCAGCUGCCGACACAUUUGGCUCUUUCCCUCCCCUUAGGAAAUACUGAUACCCAGCACCCCUACACCCUGCACACACAGCAUGAUUUAAAACUGUGCACACACAGACACACACACAGACACACCACCCACCCCACCCCCACCAUGAAUCACAGACACACACACACACACACACCUUAGGAAAUACUGAUACCCAGCACCCCUACACCCUGCACACACAGCAUGAUUUAAAACUACACACACACACACACAACACACCCCACCACCACCACUCCCACCCCCCCACCCACCAUGAUUCAAGACUUCCUUCAGCCCCAGAACCUAAGUUCUGUAGAAUGGCUGCACAUUUUACAUUCAUUAUGGCAAGAAGGAAGCUCUAACAUGUGCCUUGUAUCUUAGGGAAGAAUUUACUUGGUCAACCAGAGCCAAGUUUGGAAAUAAGUGACACAGAUUUUCUCCUGGUACACUGACAGCAUUCUGGGUGCCCCUGCAAGGCUCCCUUACAGGCAGCUGGGGGCCUGAUGGAGAUGUGCCCUGUUCUGGCAGAGUGUGCUUGGGGACAGGAACUUGGUGCGGGCACCAGGCCUCUUCUGCCCACCUCUGUGCCGUCUUUCCCUGGAGCUCUCAAGGGUCUGUGACUUUGGAGUCGCUCCUGCAGAGGCAAGUCUCAGGGUUUCUUGUGCCUGUAUGAGCUUCCUUAAUGGUGAGCCCUUUGGAAGUCCUGCCCACUUGCUGAGGGCUAGCCCCUUGUAAAUGAGGAGAGAAUUGUGUGUGUGAGAUCUCUAAGCCAGCAUGGGAGGGAGCGCCCCAGGAUUAGUUCCUAUGUUCAUUUCACAGGUUUCUCUCUCGCCCAGAUUUUGUGCAGGCAUUAUGUUUGAAGAAACCAGUAUAUAAGGUACAAUGCUUUUGUCUGUUUUUAAUUUUUUUUUUUUUUGUCAUUUCCCUCCACUUUCAGUCUUCUACACAUUAAAAAAUACCUCACAGUUAAGAGCUUCACCAAAUCGCAGAUAAGGAGGAAAUCAGCUGUCACACUGGACUCAGAUAACCUCCUUUUUGGUGGUAGAAAUCUCUGGCUUCACAGAGGCCAGCUUCCAGCAGGUCAGGGCACUGUGAACUGAACAAAGGGUCAGGUGGGAAAAGAUCUGAUUGAAAUUGGGGUGCUGUUGCCUUGUGCAUUUCAUUAUGCUGCCCCCACCCCCAUCCCAGGUGGCAGGCGCUCAGGGAGGGCCACACACUGGCAAGACUUCAAGGCAUCACUUCAAUAUGCACAGAAGAGGCUAAAUUUGCCCUGCAUCUCACACCCUGAGGCCAGAGGUCAAUAUCUCUUGAUGUGUCAAUGAGAAGAUGCUACUAAAAAAAAAGGUGGGCUGGCAUUUGCCCUUUCAGCCUGUGCGGAGGGCCCCAUGGCCUAAGUCUUGUGGCAGAAAGGGGGCGGCCCUCUCACCCCCGCCAGCCCGGCUGGGGGCACGGCAGCCGGUGUCUGUUCUCCACCUCCUCACUUUAUGCCCAGCUGGGGGCCCCGGGCAGCAGGGGCUGCAGAGUGUGGUCGGUGAAACCCAAAGGCACGUGGGACUUGCAGACUCUUCACUGGGCCCAGCUCUGCUUCUAAGCCAUGUUUUGACUCACUGGUAGCAGUUGCAGUAAGAAGUACCGAGCUGGCACGGUGGAUUUUCAGUUCCAUUUUUAUUCACUCUGUUGGGAGUCCUUUGUUCCAGACUGUGCUUUCAUUGACUCCUUUUCACUGGCUGAGCCUCCUAAAAUCCUGGGAGUGCAUGCAGCUGGGGCAGUGAGCCCUACAGCCGCACCCCUCCCUUGCAUCAAGCCGCCUAGCUCAGCACUGGCGGGGAUGGUGGGCCUGUGAGUCUUAACUUGUCCUUGGCCAACCUAGGAAUGUUUCUGGCCUUGCUGGUACACCUUUGCUCCACUUAGAAGUCAGAGUGAAGAAAAUUGCCUUGGAGUCAUUGUCAGAAGUAGCAGGGAUUUGUUUGCAAAUUGGGUAAUGAGUAAGUUUAUACAUCUGUGGUUAGAUUUUUAAAUGAACUUUUAGACAUGGUCUUAUUGAGGUGAUUCAGCUAUCUCUGCACACACGGCAUUUUAGAUCAUCCAAGAAGAAGAAGAGAAUUUCCAAAUACCCUAGAAAUCUGAGCAGCAACUUGUUGCAGUGUCCCGGAGAGGGUACUGGGGAAGAAUCUCCUGUCAGUUUUGUUUCUCAGGCCCUUCCACCAAAGCCAUGAACAGAUGUUCACUCACCUGGUAUCUGAAACACUCUGUAAGUUAUUAGCCAAAUAGAACCAUAAUAGAAUUGUAUUUUUAGGCACCUGGAAAGCACCUGGUAAACCAGGAUGAAGAAGUUUGUUUUAAAAAGUAGAGCAAAUCACCCUUCCUGAGUUCCCUGGAUGACUCCAGGACUCUAGAUAAAUGAGAAUUAUGGCCUGAGAUCCCAAAGCCAGCCUCCAUCCAGCCUUCUCCCUUCCCUCAUUUUGUCCUUCCGUUUUGUGUCAUCUGCCUAGCUAGGGCCAUUCAAAACCUGCCUGGGUGGUCCGAGAAAAGCCUAGUUUGUCCUACUGUAUCUGGAUCCUUUUCUGAUGUUAUUCCCCCAUCUCUCCAGGAGUAAAGGGUGAUCUGUUCAUUUCUCACCAUGGAAGGGCAUUUAAUCUUGUCUGGAUCCCAUUUUAGCUGAGUCUGCUUACGUUGUGCCAGUGGUUUCUGGGUGGCCGAGGGACAGUCAAGGAGUUUGAUCGUCUUCAAGUGCCACCAUCACCUUGUUUCUGUGGGCUUGAGGCACAGAUACAAAAGGAAAAACAGACCUGUUAGUAUUUGAAAGGAUUAUUUGGAAUUCUCCAUCCUUUGUGGGUUGUUUAGUGUGCCAUGUGCCAUGUGUGUGGCAAGGGUGAGGGCUGCUGGUGUUCUGGCAGACUGCAUGCAAGGCUUCACCCCGACUGCUGUUGUCUGAUGCACUUGUUAAAACUGUCUGCCAGGAAGCCACGUAUUUUGUACUCUCCUUUGGGCCAGGAAUAAGUCCUAAUUUCCCAAUUACUAUUUUACUUCAAAGAGUAAAAAGUUAACUUCAUUUUAAAAAGUAAUAGGAAGAAAUUAGUUAAAUAUAUUAGCUAUCUAUUAUUCUGAGCCAGAACUGGUCAGAUGUGGGAAAUUUCCAUAUAGUGUAUGAAAAUUUCACUGUGCAGGGAAAUUAUUUUCCUCUGUGUGUCUUCUUUUACUACAGAAUUAUUCAAAAAUGUUACUGUUACUAUAAAAUUAUUCAAAAUGUUGCUAUAAAAUUAUUCAAAAUUUUACUGUUACUAUAAAAUGAUUCAAAAUAUUGUUACAUAAAAUUAUUCAAAAUAUGACAAAACUGCAUCAAUUUGUAGACUAUUAAACUGUUCUCCAACAGAA